Carlito syrichta (Philippine tarsier) is the source of this 2605-nucleotide messenger RNA. RefSeq names its product VPS33B interacting protein, apical-basolateral polarity regulator, spe-39 homolog (gene VIPAS39). Gene Ontology annotation, biological process: intracellular protein transport; vacuolar transport. The record is from RefSeq and is a predicted model, not a curated record. Gene Ontology annotation, cellular component: cytoplasm. The transcript is spliced from 20 exons. NCBI's taxonomy places the organism in Eukaryota, Metazoa, Chordata, Mammalia, Primates, Tarsiidae. The coding region runs from base 125 to 1606 and encodes 493 amino acids.
UCUCUCCGCCCCUCGAAUAUCCCCUUCCGCCCCUUCUCUGAGCUGCACAGCUUGUCUAGAAAGACUGGUCCAGCGGCGGCGGAUGCUGGCGCUGUCCUGAGAGGGAGGGCCUGGUGUGGAAGAGAUGAAUCGGACAAAGGGAGAUGAGGAGGAAUACUGGAAUAGCUCCAAGUUCAAGGCCUUCACCUUUGAUGAUGAAGAUGAUGAGCUCUCACAGUUAAAGGAGUCCAAGCGGGCUGUGAACAGCCUUCGAGACUUUGUGGACGACGACGACGACGAUGACCUGGAGCGAGUCAGCUGGAGUGGGGAGCCCGUGGGAAGUAUCUCUUGGUCCAUCAAAGAGACUGCUGGUAAUAGUGGGUCCACCCAUGAAGGGCGUGAACAGCUAAAGAACCGAAACAGUUUCUCCUCCUAUGCACAGCUACCCAAACCUACUUCUACCUACUCCUUGAGCAGCUUUUUUAAAGGUAGAACUAGACCUGGAAGUUUCCAGUCCCUUUCUGAUGCUUUGUCAGAUGCACCUGCCAAAAGCUAUGCUCCAGAGCUGGGGAGACCCAAGGGGGAGUAUAGGGAUUACAGCAAUGACUGGAGCCCCAGUGACACAGUGCGACGCCUCCGGAAGGGCAAGGUCUGCUCACUAGAACGGUUCCGCUCCUUACAGGACAAGCUCCAACUCCUAGAAGAGGCAGUGAGCAUGCACGAUGGAAACGUCAUUACUGCAGUCUUGAUUUUCCUGAAGAGGACACUGAGCAAAGAGAUCCUCUUCCGAGAGCUGGAGGUGCGACAGGUUGCCCUGAGACAUCUCAUUCACUUUCUUAAGGAGAUAGGGGAUCAGAAGCUGCUCUUAGACCUCUUCAGGUUCCUAGAUAGAACAGAAGAGCUUGCGCUAUCCCAUUAUCGAGAGCAUUUGAACAUUCAGGACCCUGAGACACGAAAAGAAUUUCUCAAAACCUGCAUUGGUUUGCCAUUUUCAGCAGAAGAUUCUGCACACAUACAAGACCAUUACACCCUCCUGGAACGGCAGAUCAUUAUUGAGGCAAAUGAUCGACAUCUAGAAUCAGCAGGACAGACUGAGAUCUUCCGAAAGCACCCCCGCAAAGCUUCCAUCCUCAACAUGCCACUAGUGACCACGCUCUUCUACUCCUGCUUCUAUCACUACACCGAGGCUGAGGGAACAUUCAGCAGUCCCAUCAACCUGAAGAAGACAUUUAAGAUCCCAGACAAACAGUAUGUGCUGACAGCCCUGGCUGCCCGCGCCAAGCUCCGAGCCUGGCAUGAUGUGGAUGCCCUUUUCACCACAAAGAACUGGCUGGGCUACACCAAGAAGAGAGCACCCAUUGGCUUCCAUCGGGUUGUGGAAAUUUUGCACAAGAACAGCGCCCCUGUCCAGAUACUACAGGAAUAUGUCAAUCUGGUGGAAGAUGUGGACACAAAGUUGAACUUAGCCACUAAGUUCAAGUGCCAUGAAGUCGUCAUUGAUACUUGCCGGGACCUGAAGGAUCGCCAACAGCUGCUAGCGUAUAGGAGUAAGGUAGAGAAAGGGUCAGCUGAAGAGGAGAAGAUUGACGCCAUUCUCUGCAGCUCGCAAAUUCGGUGGAAGAAUUAAAUGGCAUUAGCUACUCUGAAGCCAGCCUCAUUUCUUCCCUUUCUGCCUGUGAAAGCCGAAGGAGCUCUUCUUUGGGAGAGUUACAGCAUCACAUCGCUUGGACCCCUUACCAACAGGCAGUGCCUGCCACUCUUGACAGAAACCAGGCCCCGGGCACAGAUCGCUUCAGACUAAUCUUCUGUCCAAAGGACAUCACCUGAGGAUCGAGAUCCAAAGCUCUGACUCGUGCAAAUGAUUCUCCACCUGGUGCUCAUGUGAAGGUGGGAGUGCUUGCUGGACUGGGCUCAUACUGGGUAAAAUGUCACUUGGUCUGAGAAAAGCGACUGUUCCAGAGAGGAAGAGGUGCAGGCAUCACAGGGCAGCCACUCCAUUCCUCUCGGCUAAUUAUGAUCCAGGACUUGAUGCUGGACGUUGGCAGUUCUGCUCUGAAUGAAGUCAGAACAGAACCAAAAUGGCUCUCUUCCAGGGCACAGGAAGGGGUGUCAGCAUUGCCCAGGACAUGUGGGAGACCCACUCACACCAGACUGCACAGUCCCCCAGGUUGUGACAGAUGUUGCCCAGAGUUGUGUUUUCUCAGAGUUGUGUAUCCCCCUGCUGCCCCUGCUGUCUCUGUUCAAAAGCUGAAGGUUCCUUUCUCACCUGCACAGAUAACCUUGUCUGGGUGAUGAGACAUCCCCCUUACCUUUUCCUCGACUUCUCCCGUACCAGACCUAUAACCUUAAGUGGAGCUCAGAUGCAGCAAAAUGCUGGAGAGUUCACCCUUUAUGCAAACAUCUCAUCAUUUCACCAGGAGCUUCCAGAAUUGGACCAGGGUGAAAUUCAGCAGCAUUUCUGUCAGGAUAUUUCCAUGGAGGUUUUCUUUCCACACUUGGUUUUUGAGAGGACAUAUUCUAUAAUGCCAGAUUCCUGCCCUGUAUCAAUAUUCACAUCUCUUCUCUGACUGAAUUGGGUUUUCCUAACACGCCUAGGCUUCUAGUAAAGCUGUUCCUUCCUUGGUGC